AUGAAGAGCUACGAGCCCUUCUCCUCGGCUGCGACGACGCACAAUCCGUACUACCGGCACUCCAAGUCGCGGAAAGGCUCGGGCACAUCCACGGCUGACCGCUUCUACGUGCUCGUUGGGACUGUUGUGGUGUUUCUGCUCUUUCUAGGCUACCAGAACGUCCGCAACGUGACGCCACGAAUUGACCAGCAAGCCCAAGCUGCUGUUGCGCUGUUGGAGGACAAGCAGCGGCCGACACUUCGUGCAACGCACGACAAGAUGGAGACGCAGCAGAAACAGGCGCUGAGCACUUCGCCGCUGCACUUUAAGAUCAUGACGUUCAACUUGCGGUUUGCUGGCACGGGUGAUGGACUGAAUGGCUGGCAGUACCGCAAGGAGCACGUGGCAGACAUUAUCAAUCGGUACCAUCCAGCAGUAAUGGGCACGCAAGAAGGGCUGAAGACGCAACUGGCAGAGCUGGAGGCUUUGUUGAAGCACCCGUACGAGCGCUUUGGUGUCGAGCGUGAGCAGAAUGGCGAGUUUGAGCAGCUUUUCUAUGACACGGAAGUACUGGAGCGGUUGGACAGUGGCGAUUUUUGGCUGUCGGAGGAACCCGAUACACCGGGAACGAAAGGCUGGGAUGCAGCGUGUGUGCGCAGCGUGACGUGGGGCAAGUUUCGUCUGCGAGCGACGCGGCAAGAGCUGUUCAUCUUUAACACGCAGCUGGAUCACGUAGGUGAUCAGUCGCGUGAGAAGAGCUCCAAGUUGCUCUGGGAGCGCAUGAAGCGAAUCGCGGGCGACGCACCGCUCUUCCUGAUGGGUGAUUUUAACACGUAUCGCCACACGAGCACGUACAGCUUUUUUACGUCUCAAAAAGAUGGGCCAAGGCUGCGUGAAGCCUGGCCAGAAGCGGCGAAACAGGUCGGUGACGUGUCAUUCACGUACCACGGCUGGGCUGGUGUUCACAAUGAUGGAGAGAAGACCGCUAUCCGCGCGGCCAAUCACAUCGACUGGAUCUUCUACCGUCCGGAGAUGAAAGUGCUGACGACGGAAGUCAUUACCGAAGACCGCAACGGCCGGUACCCAUCGGAUCACUAUCCCAUCCAAGCCGAGGUGCUCUUUCCGAGUCCUGCGGAACUACCUCCCCCUGCUGAGCUGUUGUAG
Messenger RNA from Peronospora matthiolae, 1143 nucleotides. Lineage: Eukaryota; Oomycota; Peronosporomycetes; Peronosporales; Peronosporaceae. The record is from the annotation of a GenBank genome assembly.